AUGGGUGACAUACAGAAGGCUCAACCUCAUCAGGAAAGGCCUGCGAGAGCUGACUUGCACCCAUUCACCUCCAGAAGGCCCACUACAGAUACCCUCUGGGACCCUGAUGAAAGACCAGACUGCAAGCAGGAGCUGGAGAUGGAAAAUGAGAUGAAGCUGUCUUUUGGAAAGAGGCAGGGAAAGGGAGCUCCCCGUGUGAUGGCAGUGUGGGAGUGCGAGGAUGGUGGUGGCACUCCCAUUGGCAAGGUGGUCCUUGCUGGGGACAGACCAGACCCUCCUGUAUGUGGGAAUGGCACCAUUUGGAUUCAGCAGGUGGGAGAGAAAACCUAUGAUUGUCCCGAAUGUGGGAAGAACUUCAGCCGGAGCUCGUAUCUCAGCCAGCACCAGAGGAUCCACCUGGCAGAGAAACCCUUCAGCUGCUCUGAAUGUGGGAAGAGUUUCACGCGCAACUCGGACCUGAUCAAACACCAGCGGAUCCACACAGGUGAGAAGCCCUACCAGUGCAAUGAGUGUGAGAAGACCUUCAGCCAGAGGUCCAAUGUGAUCAGGCACCAGCGGACCCACACGGGAGAGAGACACUACCAGUGCAAUGAGUGCGGGAAGAGCUUCAGCCAGAACUCGCAUCUCGUCGUCCAUCAGAGAAGCCACAGAGGUGAGAAACCAUUUCACUGCCCCCGCUGUGAGAAAAGCUUCAGCGACCGCUCCUCCCUGAUCAUACACCGGAGGGUCCACACUGGAGAGAAACCCCACAAGUGCCAGGUAUGUGGGAAACGCUUCCGGGACAGCUCAGCCAUCAUUCGGCAUCAGAGGAUCCACACAGGAGAGAAACCCUACGAAUGCACCGAAUGUGGGAAGACCUUCCGCCAGAGUUCCUCGCUGGUGACCCACAUGCGGACGCAUACGGGAGAGAAACCCUACAAGUGCCCCGUGUGCGGGAAGAGCUUCAGCCAGAGCUCGGCACUCACCACGCAUCGCCGCAUCCACAGGGGAAAGGUGUUGCCCCUGUACCACGGCAGCCUCUUGCCCAGCCCCUACCAGUGUGCUGAGUGCGGCAGGCGGUGCAGCGACCACCCCUCUCUCAUCAAGCACCAGACCACGCACGUGGAGGAGCGGCCCUACAUCUGCGUGGAGUGUGGGGACAGCUUCCGUCGGAGCUCAGCACUCAAUGUCCACUUGAGGAUCCACCGCGGGGAGAGGCCCUACAAAUGUGAGGAAUGUGAGAAAACCUUCCGGCACAGCUCAGCUUUGGGCGCACACUUGAGGAUCCAUGCGGGAUCCAAGCCCUACGAGUGCGGUGAGUGUGGGAAAAGCUUCCGGAAAAGCUCGACGCUUCAAGUGCAUUUGCAAAUCCACGUGGCCAAGAAACCUUAUAAAUGUACUGUGGGUAGGAGGACUCUCUCUUCUUGCUCUCUUCUCCCAUAGGGUUGGUUGGAGCAGGAAACAAGAGCAGAAUUUGAUUGUGUCCGAGGGCACGUGAAAAACAUGGGUGCUGAGAAUUACAGUGGCAAAAGGCUAAGGAGACACUGUAGCAGCUCUAGUGUCAGGGCCAGCUGCUUAACCCAGUGGUACGUUAAAUUAUGAGGUCAGGGAGCUCAUCCUAGGAGCUGCGUACGUUUAGAAAGAGUUCUGAGAGCUGAGGGGAGACCAAGUUCCAUGUAAUUUGGGGACUGUGAGUAUGUGGUAGAAUACGAGCAGAAGAAUUGGGCUUUCAAAAGAACUUUUCAACUAAGUGAAAGAUCAAAUUUAAAAGUCCAAGUUGGCUCUCAUUCAAAACUCCAGCUUGUUAGGCACUGCAGUAGACUUAGAAACCUGUAUUUUCCAUGAGCAUGGUAAGUUGACCUCGUGUUUGAGCGGGCACUUCCAAUUCUUUGAGUCCAGAACUCAGGAGCUGAACCUCAACCCGUUCUGUUUUUCAGUCCUCUGUUCCAAAUCUUACAUGGGAUGAUGAAUUCCUACCUCCAUACACAACAUCUGGGAGACAAAAUGGCUGAGUAGAGCAAAGCUGACGGAGCUGUUCCCACAGGACUUGGGUGUGCAAACGCAGCCAGUUGAAACACUGCCCAUUAGCGGUGUUCAGCAGCUUUGUCCUCCUUAGUUUUUAACACCUUCCUGGUAGGGACAUGAAGAAAACGUGGGCAAAACGGUGGCCUUACUUUGUUUAAACAAAAAAGAAAAAAAAGGGUUCCCGCUAGAUGUGUGUGUGUUAUACUUAGCGUGUGUGAUGGGUCCCUACUGGUAGUCAGGAGGCUGCAGUUCUGUAGUCCUUUUUGUGAGAGAACUCUAUUUUAGCUCCCAAUUGUCUGUGCUUUAGUAACGUGUAGAGCUCAGUGUUAAGUUAGGAAUUCCUAUAUUUACAUGUAGUACUGUGGUAAUGACUGCGUUACAGAAACCUCUAUGUUGCUGUGUUUUGUUUCCAUCCUAAAUAAACCUCAUUUUUUUUUCCUCUGUA
Gallus gallus (chicken) is the source of this 2449-nucleotide messenger RNA. It is a transcript of the gene ZFP2, whose product is annotated as ZFP2 zinc finger protein. NCBI's taxonomy places the organism in Eukaryota, Metazoa, Chordata, Aves, Galliformes, Phasianidae. The transcript has a single exon. Gene Ontology annotation, cellular component: nucleus. The coding region runs from base 1 to 1422 and encodes 473 amino acids. The record is from RefSeq and is a predicted model, not a curated record. Gene Ontology annotation, molecular function: RNA polymerase II transcription regulatory region sequence-specific DNA binding; DNA-binding transcription factor activity, RNA polymerase II-specific. Gene Ontology annotation, biological process: regulation of transcription by RNA polymerase II.